Messenger RNA from Sorghum bicolor (sorghum), 1916 nucleotides. RefSeq lists its product as uncharacterized. NCBI's taxonomy places the organism in Eukaryota, Viridiplantae, Streptophyta, Magnoliopsida, Poales, Poaceae. The transcript has a single exon. Bases 215 to 1717 code for a protein of 500 amino acids. The record is from RefSeq and is a predicted model, not a curated record.
UUGACGUACGCACCGAGCCACCGAGGCACACAGACGUGCCGCCUCCCCUGUCUUCUCCCAAGUCCCAAUUCACGAGGGGAAAAAAAAAAGAGGAAGAAGAAAACAAUCCCACCGCUUUGCUUCAGAUCACCCGCACCGCACGUCUCCUCCCCACCCACCGGCCACCGGAAUAGGAACAAUCAAGCCAGAUUCAGCUCGUGAUUGCAAGUAUGCGAUGACGACGCCGUGCCCGGGCGCCGCGGCCGUGCGCGUCCAGUGGACGGCGCGCUCCCUGGCGGGGGCGUUUCUCGACCUCACGCUCGCCUGGGCCUGCCUCUGCCUCGCCGCGCUCGCCGCCGCCGCGGCCCGCUUCCUCGCGUUGCUUGGCCUCCCGCUCCCCUGCACCUGCGCACGCCCUCACCUGCCUUGUAUCCUCGCCUUUCUGGCGUGCUACCCGUCCCGCGCCGUCGGGUCCCUCCACGCCGCCCUCCGCGCCCGCUUCCCCUUCGCCGGCCCCACCGACGACGAGGACCGCCGUCAGGAGGGGGCGGAGGAAGAUGGGGAGGAGCAGGCCGUCGACGCGCGGGAGGAGGAAGCGGAUCUUCGUCGCCGCGAGGAGGCGCGCGCCGAGCUGCAGCGGGAGCUCGAGAAAGAGCGCAGCGCCGCGGCGUCGGCGGCCGAGGAGGCCAUGUCCAUGAUCCUGCGCCUGCAGAAGGAGAAGUCGGCGCUUGAGAUCGAGGCGCGACAGCAGCGCCGCACCGCUGACGAGCGCUGCGCCUUCUACGAGGACGAGGUCGAGGAGCUCCGGGACAUCGUGCUCGUGCGGGAGCGCGAGGCGCGCGCGCUGCGCAAGGAGGUGGACGCCUACCGACGCCUGCUCGGGCUUGGCCCUGCCGAGGAUGACGAGGAGGAGGAUGACGAGCAGGAGAUGGUCACACCGCAUAGUUUCCUCAUGUCCGAAGGAGAGCCCAGCUCGUCCAGAUCGGUCGAUGCGAAUCGGAUGCAGCAUUUUCGGAAUAAUUCUUCUGGGUUCAGCUUCAAGACGCCAUCACUGCGUGAGCAACUAAUUGUGCCGCCUCUUACUGCGGAUCGGAUCAAUGUGGGAAGCGAUGAUAGUGUUGCUGUUCAGACGCCAGCCAAAGUUCCCACACCUCAAUCAAGGCUGGAGCUAGAUAGCUCUGAGGACGAGGAUGAGGAUGAUGGAGCAGAGACGGUGGAAAUCCUCCCCCUGUCCGCCCGGAGCCAAGAUUUGGAUCAAGGUGGCGAUUUCCACGUUGAUGCUGCACCAGGUAUGGAAUCUACUUGUGCCAAGGAUACUUGCACCAAGGAACAGACAGCUCAUGCAUUUCAGGAAGUCGAGUGUCCGGGUAUAGACAAGAUUGUCAACAAUGACCAGACAGCAAGUAAGAAUGAUGCCAAUGUCUAUGAUGUGCAUGUGGUCGAUGACAUACGCUUCUCAACAGAGGUCAAGGGCCUGAUUGGCCGAAGCUUCUCAGAGGCAACAAUGCAGGCAGAGAGAUUACAGACUCGAGCUGCUGCAGAUGAUCUCCUUGGGAAGAGUCUGAAUGCCAUUAAAGGUGCACAGGACAAGAUAAGGCAUGCAGCAAAUGAAAGGAGGCAGUCAUUACAGUUGCAACUCUUAGAGGACAUAGCUAAUCAGCUUCAGGGAAUCAAGGAUGCUGCAGAAGCAGGGAGACAAGUGUACUGUGCUACUCCUAAAAGCUCCAAGAGGAGCUAGGGAGUUGUAUUACGCCACUAAUGCUGUAAUGCAUGUUGGCGUCGUACAUAAGUUGUUUUUGGGUUUGUAGACUAGGUCUGUUGAUUUGUUGGUUCAACAAGUUUGCUGCUUCCUUUUUAAAUAAGUACGUAUUGGCUAUUGCUCUGUACAUGUAUAUAUAUAAACAACACGGGAUUCGUCCCAUUGUUUGUUAUCCUGU